UAUCUAAACGCCUUACUCUUGCACGAUUACUUCCAAAACAACAAGGAUCUACUCAUUACAUGGAAGAUGCUCGAGUCACAUGCUCCUCAUACAAUCCGCCCUCUGGGGUAUCUAGAGCUUUACGAGCAUGUUGUAGUCAAGCCUACCUUCAUCCAGAUCGAGCCUUUUGAAUUAUUAAACACAGUCCAGAGAUUGCUGUAGCUCGGUGCUUACGGCUCACUUUUUGCGUACGCACCUCAUGGUAGUACAUCCGCACCUCGUAUUCGUAUAUCUAGCCGCGAACCCCACUUGCCUAUUUCCAAGUCUGAUCUUUGUGCGAGUGCACAGCCUCCCAGACUCUCGCUGACGGCAAGACGGUAAUCUUCUUGGAGAUUCUGUCCUUUUCUUCUGUAGACGCUCGUGGAGUUCAUUGUCUCUUGUGUACCAACAUUGCAUCCAUCGAUUACUUAACACGGCUGCCUCUCCGCGUCGAGGACUGUGUUAUGGAAAGACUCAUAAUCAUCCAUUCUUAACUCCAUCGGUCCAGGCUCCGACGAGGACUUCAGUAUCCUGGAUUUCUAAACGCUCACUACUCACUGGCGUGAGGAACAUGUUCUAGUAACCAGCGCGCCUGACCGGACUUUAGAGGAUAUAUCAGCUAUCCUGACGCUUAACGGACGCGAUAAGAUUUUUCAGCUGAUGGCGUAUCGCUUCUGGCCCUAUCUCCUGAAUACUUGUCAAUGUAACAAACCACGAACAUCAUCAAAUACGCCCAAUACUUCCCUCGGGCUUCUCCAAGAAUACAACUUUUCCGCUUCACAUAUGUGCAUGGAAAUACAUACGUUCAUACUCAAUCCUCAGCAUGCGCCUUCUGACUACCAACUCAGGCGGUAGUCUUUGUCUGAAAGAAUUCGUCGGUAGUAAAAUACCACAUUAUGCCAUCCUCUCACAUACCUGGGGCCCGGACGAAGAAGAGGUAACCUAUCAGGACCUAAGAAGCGAAACACGCCCGGUGAUCUCUGGCCACAGUGUUCCUCCCGGUCACUACGCAUCCAAACCUGGCUUCAAAAAGCUCAAUUUCUGCGUCAAGCAGGCGGCGGCCGAUGGACUGCAGUAUUCGUGGGUUGACACAUGCUGCAUUGAUAAGAGUUCAAGUGCAGAGUUGAGCGAGGCAAUCAACUCCAUGUUCCAAUGGUAUCGAGACUCCACUAUCUGCUAUGUUUACCUUGCCGAUGUCCACAAUCGAGACAUCAAAUCCAGUCGGUGGUUUACGCGCGGCUGGACCCUUCAAGAACUGCUGGCCCCUGCCCGUGUGGAGUUUUUCCAAGCCGACUGCUCGCACCUCGGAAACAAGAUAACAAAUUUCAAGACUAUCCUGCAGCGGAAAACGCGGAUCCCGACUGGAGCCCUGGAUCAUAGCAAAUCUUUACUAGCAUUCACUGUCGAAGAGCGCUUAUCUUGGGCUGAAGGCAGACAGACGAAAAGAGAAGAAGAUAUGGCGUAUUGUCUUCUCGGCCUAUUCGAUGUUCACAUGCCACUCAUAUAUGGGGAGGGACGCAGGAAAGCGUUCAAUCGGCUGAUGAAGGAGGUGAGGAAUAUGGCGGAAGACGCGUAUCUUCAGUCUCCGUACCCACGUAGACCUCCGUCGUUUCCGUCACCGCCAGCAAUGUUGCCUUAUCAUGAACACGCACCUUCACCGUACGGCCCGCCUCCCCCUUCCAUGAAUCAAGCCUAUCCCUAUUAUGGGCCUGACUACCCAUCACGUCGGUUCGCAACGCCAAAGUUUUAUGAUCUAUCAUCAUCUAGUGAAGAAUCACCAUCCCCUCCUCUAAGACGAAGUUCCUCAGCGGCCGGAAGACAAUCAUCGCCUCCUCUCAGAAGAAGAGGUUCGGUAGCCAGAGUGGCAUCACCUCCUCUCCGAAGAAGAACGUCAUUCGGUAAAGGGCCAGCGGGCCCAACUGCCUCAUCACUUUCCUUUCGCCCCCCUUCGCCUCAAAUGAGUUCUGAGUCAAAUAACACUGCUUUGUCGGUAUCAAACAAUCAGGAGCUCCGUCUCCAGUUUGAUGUCACUCAACCUUUGAACAUUACAUUGAAAGGUGAUAUGGAUGGCCGGACAUUACAGUUUGUACCCAGUGGAGAUGGGAAAGCAGAAAUCAUCAUCGGCGGUGCAUCGACUACUAGGCCCACAGUUCCAAGCACCGCAGGCAGAAGCCGGAGGACCGGAGCCCAGCCAGCCAGUCGCCCUACGCAAAAGAAGCCAACGGUGAUGAUUGAGAGUAAUUCUGGUAGGAGUCGGCCGUCGAGAGACCCCCACGGCUCUUCGAAGUUGGAAAUUGGAAAUGGAUUGAAGGGGGUCCAACUAGCCAAUCGCCCACCACGCUUGACGCAAAAGACGUCAACGGUAAUGACGGAGAACAACCCGGUAAUGGGGAGCAACACUCGAUCUCCACCAGAGAUAGAUAUACAUGGAUCUCCGGUUCUUGGUACGGGGGAGUGGAUUGGACGGGGUCCUGUAUUUGGCUGA
Periconia digitata is the source of this 2503-nucleotide messenger RNA. The record is from the annotation of a GenBank genome assembly. Lineage: Eukaryota; Fungi; Ascomycota; Dothideomycetes; Pleosporales; Periconiaceae.